AUGGCUGGUAAGUUUAAUUUUAAAACUACAUCAUCAUUCUUCCUAGCUCUGUGUUUAACAGUGAUCCUGUUUUUUACUUUGUCAUGCUUUUCUGCUGAUCCCGAUCCACUCCAAGAUUUUUGUGUUGCUGACUUAAACUCCACAAUUAAAAUUAAUGGGUACCCUUGCAAGCCGGGGUCUGAGGUCAGAUCGGAUGAUUUCUUCUUUAGCGGCUUGAUGAAAGGAGCAAGCACAGAGAAUCCCUUUGGGCUUGGAUUGAAGAGUGGUAACGUUCACAACUUCCCUGGGUUAAACACCCAAGGAAUAACGGUAAGCCGAAUCGAUGUUGCACCUGGUGGAAUCAUUCCACUUCACACACACCCUCGAUCAAGUGAAGCUAAUUUUAUCAUGAAAGGGAAAGUCUAUUUUGGGUUCAUAAGUACUACUGAUGUUUUGUACUUAAAGGUUAUGGAAGCUAAAGAGUUAUUUAUUGUUCCUAGAGGACUUGUGCACUUCGCAAAGAACGUUGGACGAGGGAAGGCUAUUGUCUUAGCCAUUUUUAAAAGUCAACAUCCCGGAUUUCCAACACUUCCUAAUAACUUCUUUGCUUCUCAUCCAACAAUUCCUAAUGAUAUUUUAUCUAAGAACUUGCUAGUUGAUGAGAAGCUCAUCAUUAUCGUAAAGUCCAAGUUUCGUAACGAAACUAAUUGCUGA
Molecule: messenger RNA, 693 nt
Organism: Papaver somniferum (opium poppy)
Lineage: Eukaryota; Viridiplantae; Streptophyta; Magnoliopsida; Ranunculales; Papaveraceae
Product: germin-like protein subfamily T member 2
Exons: 1
Coding region: 1-693 (230 amino acids)
Cellular component (GO): cell wall
Molecular function (GO): manganese ion binding
Source: RefSeq, a predicted model, not a curated record